GAUGUGCACUGCCAGCAGCGGGGCCGCGGGCGGGACGGGACGGGGCGGUGGCAGCGGGCGGCCAGAGUCGCGUCCGGGCUCCUUCCUCGGCGUGUGUGACUGAGGCGGGGCGCGGGGUGCCGAGGGCGGAGAAGGCGAGCUCGGCGGCGGGACCCCGGGAGCAGAGCCUCGCUCGGCGCCCGCAGCGGGCGGUCUCGGGCAGCGGCGGCCCCAGGUGGGGGAGCCGGGCGGCGAGGAGUCUCCGCGCCGCCGGCCCCGCGGGUCCCCCCGCACACCGGCAGCAUGAACAUCCUGCUGGAGUUCUUCGUGGUGACUUUCCGAGUGCUGUGGGCGUUUGUGCUGGCCGCGGCCAAGUGGCUGGUGCGGCCCAAGGAGAAGAGCGUGGCGGGGCAGGUGUGCCUGAUCACCGGGGCGGGCAGCGGCCUGGGCCGCCUCUUCGCCCUGGAGUUUGCCCGGCGCAGGGCACUGCUGGUGCUGUGGGACAUCAACACGCAGAGCAACGAGGAGACGGCGGGCAUGGUACGGCACAUCUACCGGGAGAUGGCCGAGGAGGCGGCCACCGCUGCCCCCAGAGCUGGUGAUGGAGAGAAAGAUGCGCUGCCCCAUUGCAACUUGCAGGUUUACACCUACACCUGUGAUGUGGGCAAAAGAGAGAAUGUCUACUCCAUAGCUGAGAGGGUCCGCAAGGAGGUUGGCGAGGUGUCUGUCCUGGUUAACAAUGCUGGUGUGGUCUCCGGGCACCAUCUUCUGGAGUGUCCUGAUGAACUUAUUGAGAGGACCAUGAUGGUCAACUGCCACGCACACUUCUGGGUAACUAUAAACUUCUUUCUGCUGCCCUUUUCGGCAGUUAAUUUUGGGAAAUGAACUGCUGUUGCUUAA
Messenger RNA from Empidonax traillii (willow flycatcher), 879 nucleotides. Its product is annotated as retinol dehydrogenase 10-like. Gene Ontology annotation, cellular component: lipid droplet. The record is from RefSeq and is a predicted model, not a curated record. Gene Ontology annotation, molecular function: oxidoreductase activity, acting on the CH-OH group of donors, NAD or NADP as acceptor. The transcript is spliced from 2 exons. The coding region runs from base 283 to 864 and encodes 193 amino acids. NCBI's taxonomy places the organism in Eukaryota, Metazoa, Chordata, Aves, Passeriformes, Tyrannidae.